GACCUAUCGAAAUUGAAAUACACAGCCACAUGGGAGAAAACGACCUGGGAAGCAUCUGCCAAAUGUUCCAAUUUCUUCCAAAAGAAUGGAAUGCUCCAAAGUGCCUGGUCUAUUUCUCAUCGAUGAUUUUAUAAGCAAAGAGGAAGAAGACCAAUUGUUAGCCACGUUGGACGGGAGGGCAUGGGGGGGCAAGGGGCAAAAACCCAAUGAAGAACUACGGCGACGAACUCAACAAUAUGGCUAUUUGUUCUCCUUCCGAACGCGGCAAGUCGAAGAACACCUUGGCCCACUUCCGGCGUUUGUCGAUGGUGUUGUCGAGCGGAUGCGGGCGUUUGGAGUGUUUGCCAAAGAACCACCAGAAUACUUGCUCGUGAAUGAGUACGAAAGGGGGCAAGGAAUAAUGCCCCAUGUUGAUGCCUCAACCUUUGGGUCUACAGUAACCUCGCUAUCACUGCUCACUCCUUGCGUAAUGACAUUUAGCAAGAGGGAUUCUGGAGAAAGUGUAGACAUUUUGCUGCGGCCCCGGUCGUUGUUGGUUCUCACCGGGGAUUCAAGGUACAAUUUCACGCACAGUAUAUCAAAAAAUCAAGUAGAUCAUUACUGCGGCGAACCGAUUGAGCGCGGUCGCAGGGUGUCCCUGACUUUUCGGCGCAGAGCGGAGUCGUCAUGAUCACGACGUCGGCGAUUGCGCGGUUUCCCAUUCGGAUUCUCCUCUUUCAAAGAAAAGCCCCGACGUGCAUGUAGAGACAAAUAGCAGAGACUGCACGUACGAAAUGGAGAAUAACUGCCACUAUCCCAACUCUGUUGGCGGCGGUGCGAGAUACCCUUCGGUUGUCUGAGUGAGGUAUUGCACAUCAUUGAACCGCAGGACUUCGUUUCCCCAUGACGUCCAUCCUGGAAGUAGAUUUCUUGCAAAGAUCUCGAGUUUUUGUGCGUCUCUUGGCAAGAACGGGGCGAUAGCAUCUGUAGAGUUGUUAAUGUGAGCCAUGUCCAUGAGCAUUGGAAAGAGCCGCGAUGUAUGCUAUUUUUACCAUCUAAGAGCGGUUUUCGAGAAUGAUGUUUACUGGGUACGCUGCAUAUGGCUCUCCUUGUUGGUAAGGAGGCUACGGGGUCUGGGUGACUAUUGCUAGCGUGCUGCGCUCUUCCUAUAAUUAACACUUCGUAUGGCUUUCUGUGAAGGCUAUACUCGUUGGAAGCUCUUAGCUACUUUUUGACUAGAGCAAAGAACA
Molecule: messenger RNA, 1229 nt
Organism: Spizellomyces punctatus DAOM BR117
Lineage: Eukaryota; Fungi; Chytridiomycota; Chytridiomycetes; Spizellomycetales; Spizellomycetaceae
Exons: 4
Coding region: 86-670 (194 amino acids)
Biological process (GO): oxidative demethylation
Molecular function (GO): demethylase activity; oxidoreductase activity
Source: RefSeq, a predicted model, not a curated record